GACAAGAGGAGGAGAGACUCCGCUGAGAGUGACAGAGACUUCUCUCCUCCUCCUCUUUCCCAUCUUGGGUGGUUCAUGUAAGCAACCUCUGCUUACUCUCCAAACAUGCAUCCUUAUGAAGCGUUGCGGUGUGAGGUGUGAUGUCAAAGCUGAGAUCUCACAGCUCUCCGGACAAGUCCAAAAGAGGAUCAAGGAGAGGCGAAAAAAACUUCUAAGAAGCCCAAAGACACAAAAGUUUGCAUCCUGAAAACAGAUUUGCUCCUCAGACAUGGAGUCCAACACUGAUGUUGGUUCAGCAGCGGUGACCAGCAAAGCACUGGCUGCUAUUGAGGACGAAGAGGUUCUCAACAAGAUGCUGGAUAAUGCAACAGAUUUUGAAGAGAGACGGAUCUUACGGGCUGCGUUAAGAGACCUGCUCAAGAAAAAGAGAGAUAAGCGGGAGCAUGAUCGAGGGUCGAGGCAGCAGGACUUGAGACAGCAGGGCCUGAGCAAAGGAGGGACAACAGGCGGAGCUGUUACAGGCAGAGCAUCCAUGAACCAGCAGCCUCCAACAAACAAGCCGUCAGGCCAGCCCUCUCCAUCAGCAGGCGGCAAGGCCAGUCCCGCUGUAGCCUCAGCCCAGAAAUGUCCUCCUGCUACAGCACCCAACCUUAAAAAUGUCAAACAAAUGCUUCUGGACUGGUGCAGGGCCAAAACAGAGCCAUAUGAGGGGGUGGCCAUCCAUAACUUCUCCUCGAGUUGGAAAGACGGCAUAGCCUUCUGCGCCUUGGUGCACCGCUUCUUCCCCGAUGCGUUCGAGUACUCCAUCCUCAACCCCAACAAGCCAAAGGAAAACUUCCAGCUGGCUUUCGACACUGCAGAGAGGCUGGCUGGCUGCCCCCCUCUGCUGGACGCUGAUGACCUAGUCCGGAUGAAAGAGCCCGACUGGAAGUGUGUGUACACGUACAUCCAGGAGUUUUACCGCUGCCUGGUGGAGAAAGGUCUCGUCAAAACCAAGAAGCGACCGUAGACAGCUUUGAUGAUCAAUUUUUACAAUUAAUACAAACAUGAGCAUGAGCUGAAGUCGAAAAGAUAGUAUUAUGCACCCUUUUCAACUGAUUAUUUACAUUUUGUCUGUGAUCUUCGAGUUUUGUGUCAGGCUGAUGUGUCACAAUGUAAAUGCACCGUGCCUUAUGUGUAGUAUUUGUAUUGGUCCGUGUAUUAGCAGGGACGUGUGCUCUCAGUGGACAGCUGGCGCUUAGGAUCAGUGCAUUCCUCUGAGAUUACACAUCUGCAUUAAUCCCAGUCAGAGACAUAGAGAAUCUGGGAACACAUUUUAUCACGGUGAGGGCCUGAGGGUGAGAGUAUUACAGACACAUUUAAUAAA
Molecule: messenger RNA, 1366 nt
Organism: Cottoperca gobio
Lineage: Eukaryota; Metazoa; Chordata; Actinopteri; Perciformes; Bovichtidae
Gene: smtna
Product: smoothelin a
Exons: 8
Coding region: 269-1009 (246 amino acids)
Molecular function (GO): protein binding
Source: RefSeq, a predicted model, not a curated record